CAAAAAUGGAUGCUUUAGUGAAGACAAUCGACGCCAUACUCUUUGUGAUGUUUGCCAUAACUGCAGUGAACGCGGUGCUGAUAGACGUCCAGUUGUGUCUGCCAGCAAGCUUCUUCUCAAGCUCGCUGGCGGAGCUCAAAAACUGGUACGUCCGUGAGUUCGAGGAUUAUCUUGGCAAAGAGAAGCCUCAUUUCUUCCUUGGCCUCAUAUGGGUUGAGCUCGUAUUCCAGUGGCCUCUUCUGGUCGCCAACUUGUAUGGGAUUUGGGCCGCUAAACCAUGGUACAACACCACCUGCUUGGCCUAUGGCGCCUCUUUCUUCACCACCAUGGGCGCUAUAUUAGCAGAGCUCAUAGGGUCGGGCAAGGCAUCUAAUAAAAUGUUAAAGUUGUACUACCCUGCUAUGGGGUUUGCUCUCCUGGCCAUCCUGCGGGGGCUGCUCCCUCCUCCGUCCGCCACUUCUUCAACCGGUGGCAGAGGAACAACCAAAAGGGUCGGCCCACCAAAGAAUAAGAAGAUGAUUUAGAACUCAAAUCUUUCAUCAAUUUUCCUUUUGUCAAUUCUUUUUCCCUUGAGGGAGACACAUUCCUCCUGCUUCUUGUUCAACCUUAGUGAACUUGUAACAUUGUGUGAAAGGUUUUAAACGUUGAUGGAUUUGUAUCAAACGUUUUUUUUUUUUUUAUUGAGAGUAGCAUAAGUAUUGAUGAAACUCUUGUCAUGAAUCAUUGGAAGGUUUUGGGAAUUGGAUUCAUCAUCUUGGAUGACAAUUGCAAAGGAACAGUUUACUUAGAAAAGACGACAAUCCUUGAUUGAAAGAAAAAAAAAAAAAAAAACGACGAUCUUAUAACUCAA
Molecule: messenger RNA, 850 nt
Organism: Prunus persica (peach)
Lineage: Eukaryota; Viridiplantae; Streptophyta; Magnoliopsida; Rosales; Rosaceae
Product: transmembrane protein 97
Exons: 2
Coding region: 6-524 (172 amino acids)
Cellular component (GO): endoplasmic reticulum
Source: RefSeq, a predicted model, not a curated record